GGCAGUAGCAAACGCAUGCGCAUAUGCAGUUAUAUUUAGAAAGAUAGGGCUUCUGCCCCUGUUCCAUUCAUAUGAACGAAACAGCACCCAUAUGCAGUUAUCCCGCCUGAACCAGCAAACCUUCCUCUCCCUCCUCAAAUCCGCCGCCUCCGCCUCCCCCUCCGCCUACUCUCACCACCUCCCCAGCCUCCACGCCGUCUGCACCAAGCUCGGGUUCCUCCUCUGCACGCGCACCAACAAUGCCUUCAUCCAGGGGUACUGCUCCGCGGGCCGUGUCACCGACGCGCGCAGGGUGUUCGACGGGAUGCCGCGCCGGGACACGGUCUCGUUCAACUCCAUGAUCCACGGCUACGCUGUGUCCGGCGAUGUCGGCUCGGCGCAGAGGCUCUUUGAGCGGGUACUGGCGCCGACACCCGUCACGUGGACGUCGAUGGUCGCUGGGUUCUGCCGCGCUGGGGACGUCGAGUCGGCUCGCCGCGUCUUCGAGGAGAUGCCGGAGAGGGACCUGGUCUCUUGGAACGCCAUGAUAUCUGGGUGCGUGGGGAACAGGCUGCCUGUCGAGGCCUUAUGUCUGUUCCGGUGGAUGAUGGAGGAAGGGUUCGUGCCGAACCGUGGGACGGUUGUCAGCGUGCUGUCGGCCUGCACGGGCGCUGGGGCAUUGGAGACAGGGAAAUGGGUCCAUGUGUUUGUUGAAAAGAAGAGGCUCCGGUGGGAUGAGUUUUUGGGCACGGCGCUUGUUGACAUGUAUGCCAAGUGCGGCGCUGUGGAGCUUGCACUGGAAGUGUUCACUGGCUUGAGAGCGAGGAACACAUGUACCUGGAAUGCUAUGAUCAAUGGCUUGGCCAUGAAUGGCUACUCAGCGAAGGCAUUGGACAUGUUUCGCCAAAUGGAACUCAAUGGAACGGUGGCACCGGAUGAAGUGACCUUUGUGGGAGUUCUGUUGGCUUGUAGCCAUGCUGGAUUUGUGGAUGCAGGAAAGGAGCAUUUCUACACUAUUCCCCAAAAGUAUGGCGUAGAGUUAAUCCUUGAGCAUUAUGCGUGCAUGGUAGAUCUCCUUGCCCGGUCUGGUCAUCUACAAGAAGCACACAAGCUCAUUACAGAAAUGCCAAUGAAGCCUGAUGUUGUUGUCUGGAGAGCUUUGCUUGGUGGAUGCCGGCUCCACAAGAACGUCAAGAUGGCCGAAAAUGUCAUAAGUGAAAUGGAAGCAACCUGUAGUGGUGACCAUGUCCUCCUGUCCAAUCUCUAUGCUGCAGUCGGAAGAUGGAACGGUGUUGAAGACGUUCGGAGGACCAUGCGAAGCAAGGGGAUCGAGAAGAUUCCUGGCUGCAGCUCGGUUGAGAUGGAUGGUUCCAUCCAUGAAUUCAUUUCAGGUGACAAGUCACAUCCAUCAUAUGAUGACAUUCAUGCAAAGCUGAUCGAGAUUGGCGGAAGGAUGCAACAGCACGGUUAUGUCACAGAGACUGCAGAGGUGUUCUACGACAUUGAAGAUGAAGAGAAAGAGCAGGCACUCGGUUAUCACAGUGAGAAACUUGCUAUAGCAUUUGGGCUCAUUGGAGGACCUCCGGAGGCUACAAUCAGAAUCGUCAAAAAUCUUCGCUUUUGUACGGACUGCCACAGCUUUGCCAAGUUGGUGUCCAAGAUCUACCAUCGAGAGAUUGUGGUUCGUGAUAGAGCAAGGUUCCAUCAUUUUAGAGGGGGAGCCUGUUCUUGCAAUGAUUUUUGGUAGAAGAGGGUCAGGUAAACUCUGGUACGGAGGCAAUGAAACAUCCAACUCGGGUGCGAAACGGCACCACUACACUUAGAAGCUGGCGUGGACACUCGCAACUUGGUGAAAAACAUCUUGUGCGCCCUUUGCAAUCUGAGAAACGGAGGAGCGGGUGCGGAACGUGACAAAAUGGCUCGUGUCCCAAGUUGGCGCUGUUGGAGUAUGGCCACCCGGGACCCAACACAGGGCCUAAUCAUAUGGUCCUGAGGGGUCCAUACCCAAGAAAGAUGGCCGCACAACCGAAAACGUGGGCAGCGUAUGUUUUUUUCUCAUCAUAAGCUUCUUUUGCCUCCUGGGUUUCGCUUCUUUAGUAUGGUAUCUAAGUUGAUGUAUGUAGUUUGCUGGGUCAGCAGAGAUAAGUUCAGGAACAUCAUGAGCUGCAAAUUGAACUAAUGGAUUUGUUCUUCUAUUGGUUUCCUCAGAUGUAAACAGAAUAUUCAUGAGGUCUAGGAAAUAUUGUCGACACUAGUUAUCUAGCAUUGA
This is a messenger RNA of Brachypodium distachyon (stiff brome), 2248 nucleotides long. RefSeq names its product putative pentatricopeptide repeat-containing protein At5g40405. Gene Ontology annotation, molecular function: protein binding; RNA binding; zinc ion binding. Gene Ontology annotation, biological process: RNA modification. Lineage: Eukaryota; Viridiplantae; Streptophyta; Magnoliopsida; Poales; Poaceae. The record is from RefSeq and is a predicted model, not a curated record. The coding region runs from base 92 to 1726 and encodes 544 amino acids. The transcript has a single exon.